This is a messenger RNA of Limulus polyphemus (Atlantic horseshoe crab), 890 nucleotides long. RefSeq names its product peptidyl-prolyl cis-trans isomerase-like. The coding region runs from base 102 to 707 and encodes 201 amino acids. Gene Ontology annotation, molecular function: peptidyl-prolyl cis-trans isomerase activity. Gene Ontology annotation, biological process: protein folding; protein peptidyl-prolyl isomerization. Gene Ontology annotation, cellular component: intracellular membrane-bounded organelle. The record is from RefSeq and is a predicted model, not a curated record. NCBI's taxonomy places the organism in Eukaryota, Metazoa, Arthropoda, Merostomata, Xiphosura, Limulidae. The transcript has 4 exons.
CAUUUGGUGAAUGACCUUUCGGUUGAAAUGGGCUCUUCCGAGCUUACGGUCGUAAUAUGAGCUCGCGCUGAACUUAUUCUGACGUGGAGGAAACUCGAACGAUGAAGGGUGUAAUACUGAGCUUGGUGGUGUGUUGCUGUGUUCAGCUUGUUUUUGGAGAAGGGGAAAUUAUUACUGAUAAAGUAUCCUUUGAAAUUUCCAUUGAUGGUGACCCCGCUGGUACUAUUGUCAUUGGCUUGUUUGGAAAAACUGUACCCAAAACUGUGGCAAACUUUAAGACUUUUGCUGGAAGUGGCUACAAAGGAUACAAAUAUGAAGGUUCUAAGUUUCAUAGAGUUAUCAAAGAUUUCAUGAUACAAGGAGGAGAUAUUGUUAGUACAAAUGGUUCUGGAUCUAUUUCUAUUUACAAUGAGCAUGGAGGAAAGUAUUUUCCUGAUGAGAACUUCAAGCUUAAACACACUGGUGCAGGAAUAAUAAGUAUGGCUAAUGCAGGUAAAAACACAAAUGGAUGUCAGUUCUUCAUCACUGCUGUGCCCACCCCCUGGCUAGAUGGUCACCACGUGGUCUUUGGAAAGAUUAUUGAAGGGAUGAAAGUUUUCCAUAAAAUAGAAAACUUGAAGACCAACAAAGAAGAUCAACCAUUAAAUGAUGUUGUCAUUACAAAAUCAACAGUUGAAGAUGGACUAUACCUUAAUAUGGUUUUGUAAAUUUUGUCUGAAAUUAUUUUUUAUACUAUAUAUUAUUUUCAAUAAAUGUGAUUGAAACAGUGUAUUGAUCUAUGCAGUAAUUUUGAUUUGCAGCUGAAAUGUAAGGUUUGAUUGAAUGUAAGAUUUAGAAAGUUCAGCCUGGAGCGAACAAAGUAAUAAUAAAGUGCUACUUUUCCACAUGUC